ACAUAUACCAAACUUAAAGCCCAACUCGAUACUGCCAAUUCCUAGUGCUUCUUCAUUCCCAGUUCCCCACCUUCAAAGCUCUGCAAUAUCCCUCACAUGAAGCUCUCUAAACCUCUCUUCUUCUCCUUCAUCUUUCUCCUCACUUUCGGCAAUCCCGGCGGUGUUUAUGCUUCCGAUGCAGGCUAUAAUGACAGCAAGAAGAACGGAAUAAAUGGGUUCCGACCCACCAAACUGUUUGUGUUCGGAGAUUCUUAUUCCGACACCGGGAACUACCGGAAAUUGGAGUCGUUUUCUUGGAAGCAGCCUUAUGGCAUCACCUUCCCCGGAAAGCCUUUCGGCCGCUUCUCUGACGGCCGUGUUCUCACUGAUUAUAUUGCUGAAUUCUUGGGAGUGAAGUCUCCGACACCGUUCAGAUGGAUGAAUCAUGCUCAGCAUCGGCUGCAAUAUGGUAUGAACUUUGCAUUUGGCGGCACCGGCGUGUUCGAUACAUUUAUUCCGGCGGGGCUGAACAUGACAACACAGAUUGGGUUUUUGCAAAAACUGAUUGAUGAUUCUGUGUAUACAAACAGCGACUUGCAGUCUUCCAUGGCCUUACUUACCGUUUGUGGCAAUGACUAUUUGGAUUAUCUAUUAAGAGGUCGUGGCACUAUAGAGGAUCUGGUGCCAUACACCAAAAAAGUGGUAAACCAGGUAGCUACAAACAUGAAGCGCCUCCACAGCAUGGGAGUCAAGAAAGUGAGCGUCACGUCUAUGGAACCCAUAGGCUGUCUUCCUGGUGAGACUGCCAAUUCAUCUUUUCGACAGUGCAACGACAACUUGAACUCUGUUGUCAUGUUGCACAACUCAAAGUUGCAGAAAAUGGUGGCGCGGCUGAACAGCCAGACCCCCGACUCCCCUUACUUCAUCCUCGACCUCUUUAGCCCCUUCAUCACCAUCUUCAAGCAAAAGAAACUCCCUCAAGAAGGUAGUACGAGGUUCGAGACGCCAUUGAAGCCGUGUUGCGUGGGAGUAAGCAAGGGAUAUGAUUGUGCCAAUGUGGACCAGAAAGGGGUGAAGAUGUACAAGAUUUGCAGUGAUCCAAACGUGGCCUUCUUUUGGGACAGAUCUCACCCAACUCAGGCAGGGUGGUCGGCUGUUUAUGAAUCUUUGAAGGCUACUCUCCAUGAACACUUGUUCUAGCUUUCAACAUGGUUUUCAUGAACUCCUCGUAUUUUCACUUGUACCCCUAGAUUACCGUUUAGUCUAUAUUGACCCCUUUUGUUAUAUGAAUUCAGGUUGUGUUUAUUUGAGACAUUUGGGGUCUGUUUACUAACAUAAAAUUGUUUUAUGUUUUCUGUU
Messenger RNA from Ipomoea triloba (trilobed morning glory), 1338 nucleotides. Its product is annotated as GDSL esterase/lipase At5g03610-like. Gene Ontology annotation, molecular function: hydrolase activity, acting on ester bonds. Bases 97 to 1179 code for a protein of 360 amino acids. NCBI's taxonomy places the organism in Eukaryota, Viridiplantae, Streptophyta, Magnoliopsida, Solanales, Convolvulaceae. The record is from RefSeq and is a predicted model, not a curated record. The transcript has 5 exons.